UUCAGAACAAAUAUCCCGAUGUCAACAGAAGUCAAACACGCCAGGUUUCCCAAAGAUGCGCAGACAAGACGGGAAGAGCGUCAUCGAGUGCUGACGAUGAAGUAUGGCAAACAACAAAUGAUGCUUAUUCGCAAGAGAAUGAAGAUUGAAAAUUGGAUUGACGCUGAAGUGGCCAAGCUCUUCAACGGGAACGACAACAAUGGAGUUGACAUCGAUCUAGACGCGCUUCUUGAUCUCGACAGUGUCCCAGCCAAGCGUAAAUUUGUCUUUGACAACCUUCAACGGAGUCACUGCCCAGCAUCAAUGGAUAAAAUAACAAUGUUUUUGGAUGAGAUGAUUGAUCAAUUGAAUACGCUAUAAAACGACAGUCACUAUAUGUCCGCAAUUUUACGUUAUAUUUGUUGUACAGUUAUGCUUUGAUGUUAUUGAAUGUUUUAACAUAGAAAAUUGCAAUGAAGAACCUGUACAAAUGGGUUUAGUAUUGUAUA
Messenger RNA from Cylicocyclus nassatus, 488 nucleotides. The record is from the annotation of a GenBank genome assembly. Lineage: Eukaryota; Metazoa; Nematoda; Chromadorea; Rhabditida; Strongylidae.